CGCGAUUCUGCCGAGUGCGCGUGCGGUUCGCAAUUCGAUGCCGAGUGCCCCUAUCCUCUUUCACAUCACCCUUCGUGUGACUCCCGAAUCGCAACGCCCCAGACACGCUCAGCUCAGCUAUCUUUCUCUCACAUGCUCGGCCUCAUCGCUUUCCUAUGACCGCCAGCAGCAAAUCUUGAAGCUGUUGCUCUAGCUCUUCUGAACUCCGAUCUGAGGAUCAGGAUCAAGUUUGGGACGAAUCAUGUCUCAGGUGCGACAGACAAUGUCCCGCGAACCGCUUCUACCUCAAAGUCAACCAGCAGCAGCGGUAGGUGCCGGCGGGGCUGGCGCGGGAGUGACCUCUUCAGACAUGUCCCGUCGUCAAUCUUCCUCCUCCUCAUCCCGUCGCUCCUUCAGGGAUGCUCGUAGAAGCGAGAUCCGCAACUCUCUCAACAGGAGCGGCUUUUCCAACGUCAAUGGGGCACUCGCAGAUACCGAACCUAUGCUUCCUGCUGCUCCUGUCCCUGCUCACCUCGACACCGACACGCACGACCCUCGAUGGGCAGAGCGAAAUGGCAAAGCGAACAAGAUUCAGCAGUUCCGCUAUGUCUGGCGUGAGGAGCUGGGCGAAUUUCUGGGUGCCGCAAUGAUUAUCCUCUUUGGCUGCGGUGUCGAGUGCCAAGUGCAGCUGCACAUGGGUCUAGGAAGCGGACCGGACGCUGCCAAGAGUCUGAUUUCGCGCUUCGCUUGGGCUACGGGUGUAGCAGUCGGUAUCUGGACUUCUGGAGGAGUGAGCGGAGCUCAUCUGAACCCCACCGUGACAAUCGCUUUGGCAGUGUUCCGAGGAUUCCCAGCACGAAGAGUGCCUUGGUUCAUCGCUUCGCAGAUCCUAGGUUGCGCAGCAGCCGCGCUGCUCAUCUACGCCAAUUACUACUACAGCAUCUCUCUGUACGAAGGUGGUCAACACAUUCGAUCCGUCACUGGUCCUCAUUCUACCGCUGGUCUCUUCUUCACCUUUCCUUACGACAUUCUUCCAUGGACCAGCGCAGCUUACUCGGAAUUCCUGGCUAGCGCGGUGCUGGUAGCUGUCGUCUUUGCUCUCAGCGAUCAGGCCAAUUUGCCUCCUCCUACCGGUCUCAUGCCUCUAGCCAUGUGGAUCGUGCUGGUGGGUAUAGGCGCAGCUUUGGGAAUCAACACUGGCUACGCCAUGAACUUGGCCAGAGACUCUGGUCCCAGAUUAGCCUGCUGGCUCGUCGGUUACGGCAACGAAGUAUGGACCAACAAUCACUUUUACUUUGCUUGGGGUCCCGGUCUCAGCGCUAUCCUCGGAGGUCUUGCGGGUGGUGCCAUUUAUGAUCUGCUCAUCUACACCGGACAAGACUCUCCCCUCAAUCGUCCAGUGGGCGGACACGACAAUCCACUCUACGAGCAAGUGGUCAUCGACGAAGAGUAGAUCCUCACGGGCCCCAUGCUACUCACGAUCACGCCGUUGUGGGCAAACGCGCACAUUCUCGUGCUUCAUACUGACUCAAGCACUUGGAACUCUUAUCGCAUCCGAGCCGCUUACAACGUGUCGCAGCCUGCAGUACAUCCGAUCUUCUUCGCACGACAAACGAUCUGCAUAGAGCAAUAAUAGAUGAAUGACCUAUGACG
Ceraceosorus guamensis is the source of this 1632-nucleotide messenger RNA. Its product is annotated as MIP family channel protein. Gene Ontology annotation, molecular function: glycerol channel activity; water channel activity. NCBI's taxonomy places the organism in Eukaryota, Fungi, Basidiomycota, Exobasidiomycetes, Ceraceosorales, Ceraceosoraceae. Gene Ontology annotation, biological process: water transport; glycerol transmembrane transport. The coding region runs from base 242 to 1432 and encodes 396 amino acids. The record is from RefSeq and is a predicted model, not a curated record. Gene Ontology annotation, cellular component: plasma membrane. The transcript has 2 exons.